AUGGAAACGCCCGACGAUGGAAACGCGUGUUUCCGAGGGUGCUGUCGAGGCACGGACGCCGUGCGCGUGGACCACGUCGUGCGCGCGGCGUCGGGACCGUCGUCGAGCGACGCGCGCGUCGCGCGAGGGGACGUUUUGUACCACGGACCGCUCUCCACGGUGUUUUACGGACGAUUCGGUGCGCGCGCGAUCGCGAUAAAACGGCCAAAGCUGCGAACGACGCGGGAGUUGGAUCGGUAUCACGCCGAGUUGAGGAUGAUGUUGACGCUCGAGCACGAAAACGUGGUGCGAGCGGUGGGAGCGUCGGCGAAACCGCCGAAUUAUGAAUUGUUUUAUGAAUUCAUGGACAACGGCGCGGCGACCGAGGCGAUGUACGCGCACGGGUGGACGCCGACGUGGCAGGCGGUGUUACGGUUGGCGCGAGAGGUGGCGAGUGGGAUGGCGUAUUUGCAUCGAAGCGGCGUCGUUCAUCGGGACGUGAAGCCGAGUAAUAUUCUUUUGGAUCGCGUUUGGACGGCGAAGAUCGCCGAUUUCGGUCUCGCCGAGCGCGAGAGCGAUCUUCGAGCGAGUUUACAACACGCGAUUUAUUCAACGGAAGACGCCGAGGGUCGGGCGAGAUUAGCUGGGAAGUGGAUAGCGGGCGAACGCGGGGCGCCGAGCGGAGGAUUUCAAAAGGAACACAUGGUGGGUUCGAUGCUCUACAUGGCGCCGGAGGUGUUGAUGCGCCGAGUGAGCACGUACGGCGCGGAUGUGUACGCGUAUGGGAUCACGAUUUGCGAGAUCGCCACGGGUACGGUGCCAUUCAGCGAUCGUGCGAGAAACGUCGCGCUCGCCCACACGGUGCUCGACGCGAGUUACAACGAACAGGACCUGGCGGUGGCCAUCGCGAGCGAGCACUUAAGACCGGUGUUACCGGGAGAGAUGCCGAGUGCGGACGCUUCGGAGAUCCCCAAGGGUUUCGAUGAUCUCAUAGCGAGAGCUUGGGGGCCCGACGAGCGUUCUCGACCGAGUAUCGCCGCGUUGUCGGAGAAGAUCGACGUCGUCAUCGGGACGUACUGCGCCGAGCGCGGCUUGAGCGACGUUUCCGCGGUGUGGUUGCCUCCCGCGGCAUCGCGCUCGGAACAAGCCAGCGCGGCGGAGGCGGUGUUAAGAGAACCACUCGAUUGGCAAACAUCCGAGUGUGCUUUCGCUCCGCCCACGCCCGAGGCUCGUAAAGUUGCCGCCGAGUUUACCGCCGGCGUCUUCGCUACGGCGGGCGCGCGAGGCGCCGAUAAGAUGGAGGAUCGUCACGUCAUCGCGCACGGCGUCGGUGGCGUCCCGCACGCCCACCUCAUCGCCGUGUUCGAUGGACAUCGCGGGCACGAGGCCGCGGAGUUCGCGAAGGCGCACGUCGAACGAGCGAUUCAGAGCGAGUGGGGCUCGCACGGAGACGACAUUGCGAGCGCGCUCUCCGCCGCGGUCGUCAAACUAGACGAGGCAUUUUGCGCUCGUUUCGACGCGAUUAAGGCGAAAGAGAUGAGCUUGUCGAAGAGCACGCAACAGAGCGCGCGUAAUCCUGGGUGUACCGCCGUCGUCGCCCUCGUCUGGGGUGAUCGCCUGUGCGUCGCAAACGCCGGCGACUGUCGAGCCGUGCUCGCUCGAGCCGACGCUCCAGUGGCGCUGAGUGUCGAUCACGACGCGCAGAGCAACGAGAGCGAGCGAGCACGCAUCGAACGCGAUUUUCCAGGUUCACUCCGGCAAUACGAAGGCGUCUGGCGCGUCGGCGAGGUCGGCGUCGCGGUAACGCGUGCGCUCGGCGACGCGGACGCCAAGGCGCACGGCGUCGUCGCCCAACCAGAAACCGUCGUCGUCACGCUCGACCCCGAGCUCGAUGACGCCUUGAUCUUAGCCUGCGACGGGUUGUGGGACGUCGUGAGUAGCGAGGACGCGAUCGGUAUGAUCAAAGACACGGUGAAAGAGCCGUCGAUGUGCGCCAAGAGACUAGGCUCGGAGGCUCUCACCCGGCUCUCGCGAGACAAUGUCACCGUCGUCGUCGGGUUCAUCCGAGGCGCUCGAACGUGCGAGAACGUGUCCUGGGCGCGCGCAUUUUAG
This is a messenger RNA of Ostreococcus tauri, 2091 nucleotides long. RefSeq names its product Serine/threonine-protein kinase, active site. Lineage: Eukaryota; Viridiplantae; Chlorophyta; Mamiellophyceae; Mamiellales; Bathycoccaceae. The transcript has a single exon. Gene Ontology annotation, cellular component: nucleus; cytosol. The record is from RefSeq and is a predicted model, not a curated record. Gene Ontology annotation, molecular function: ATP binding; protein kinase activity; protein serine/threonine phosphatase activity. The coding region runs from base 1 to 2091 and encodes 696 amino acids. Gene Ontology annotation, biological process: protein dephosphorylation; protein phosphorylation.